This is a messenger RNA of Xylaria bambusicola, 1521 nucleotides long. RefSeq lists its product as uncharacterized. The transcript is spliced from 8 exons. The coding region runs from base 167 to 1087 and encodes 306 amino acids. NCBI's taxonomy places the organism in Eukaryota, Fungi, Ascomycota, Sordariomycetes, Xylariales, Xylariaceae. The record is from RefSeq and is a predicted model, not a curated record. Gene Ontology annotation, molecular function: mRNA binding. Gene Ontology annotation, cellular component: cytoplasm; ribonucleoprotein complex; nucleus.
ACCAGGUCAUUGGGUGCCUUGGACCGUAAUCGCUGCCAUCUUGUCUCCUCAUUCAAAGACUGCGUACAGCUCCGUCGCUCACCGACCUUGGUCCCCUCAUUCCGGUUCCCCCUUCAACUAGUAUCCCGGGCUUGUUUGGAUUGCAGGUAUUUCUUCAAUUGUCAUCAUGGCGUCUACUGAGGUUUCUGCCACGAGGCUGUACCUUGGUAAUCUGCCCAAAGGUGCUACGAAGCAGGAUGUUGAAUCGCAUUUCGCUACCCACGGCACUGGCAAAAUAACCGAGAUCAAGCUUAUGAACGGUUUCGGCUUCAUCGAGUAUGAGGAUGCCAUGGAUGCGCGAGACGUGGUUCCAGCUUUCCAUGGAUCGGACUUUAUGGGCGAACGCUUGACCGUCCAGUUCGCUCGCGGCUCCCGCCAGCGCGAAGGAUUUGGUGCUCAUGAGCGUAGUGCCCCGCGACCGCGCCGAACUCCCUAUCGCAUGCAGAUCACCGGACUCCCCAAUGAUACCAGCUGGCAGGACCUCAAAGACUUUGCUCGACAAUCGAGCCUCGACGUUGUCUACUCGGAAACAGGUCGUGAUGCUAACGGUCGAGGCUUUGUUGAAUUUGAAACUGCAGCUGACCUGAAGACUGCCGUUGAAAAGCUUGACAACCGCGAGUUCAAGGGACAACGCGUUAACUGCGUUGCUGAUACGCAACCAGACUUCCCUCGUGGAGACCGCCGUUCUCGUUCACCCAAAGGCCGACGACCAUACGGAGUGCCACCCGAUGGCUACGACCGUCGACCUCCACCGCGUGGCUACAGUCCCCGAGGCUACCGCGACGAUUAUCGCGAUAGAAGCCCUCGCCGCGACUACUAUGACGACCGCCGUUAUAGAUCGCCCCCGCGUCGCGGUCCAGUAGACGAGUACGGCCCUCCGCCUCGAGGGCGUUACGAAGAUCCCUACCGACGGGAGUAUCCGCCUCCCGAUCCGUAUGUUAACGGUCGCCCUUACGACCGCCCGCCUCGAGAGUUUCCACCACGAGAAGGUGGAUAUGGGCCGCGUGAAGGUUUUCCUCGCGAAGAUUAUCGGCGAGGAGGUUACUGAUCCUCAACCGAGACCAGACGGGAACGAAGUAAUGAGAGGGAGGAGGGAAUGGAAUCUGGGGCGAUUGUCUCACGUCACAACCAAAAAGCAGUCUUUUCCGCAAUGAUAGGAUAUUUUGGCCGUCGGUAAUAAUGGAAAAUGGAGUUCUUGACGAUCAACAUCCCAAGGAAUAUGGUGUAAGAAUGGCAACUAGGAGUAAUGUUAUCGUUUGAAAAACAAAAACACCGGUUCCCCCAUUUCCUCUGUGAGCAAACAUUGCAGCUAGUUUAUCUAUAUUUGUCCGAUUGCUAGAAAUGGCUAUUUAAGUCGUCUCCCUGCCGUUUCAUGGUGGUCUGAGAUGCGUAGGUAAUCGAGGCGGCUCCCAGGCGGCUCUCAGACGCAGCCCUGAUCUGGUGUAUGUCAUAGACAAGCUCCGAUCCCUCUAUUCAAGUCAA